AUGCCGUUCACUCUGCAUAGUCAGACCGGGGUUGCCCUGCCUCCCAUCACCGCGCUCACCCCGACCUCAGAGGACCCACAUGCUCGCAUGGAUAGACUUGAGCAGGGUUUGCGACAAUUGAGGGCUUCAGACAGAGCCACUACUUGGGAGGGUUUUGAUGGAGUGCCGGUAGCUAGCUUGCCGGCUAAGUUCAGGAUGCCUGACAUUGAGAGGUAUACUGGCAUUGGUUGUCCACGCCUCCAUCUCCGAUUAUACAGCACCGUGAUGAGGGCUCAUGGACUGGACGAGCCUCAGAUGAUUACUCUUUUCCCACUAUCUUUGAGUGGGGCGGCCCAGCGUUGGUUUGCAUCUUUGGAGGCCUCGAGGCGCCGCACAUGGGACGACUUGGCCCAGGAGUUCCUACGACAGUUUUCGUUUAACACUGUCGUAGACGUAUCGAGGAGAGAGCUAGAGGCUCUUAGGCAGAGAUCGGACGAGUCAGUUUCUUCGUUCAUUUCCCGCUGGCGCGGGAAGAUAGCUGAGAUUAUCGAUAGACCAUCAGAGAGGGACCAGAUUCAGAUGGUUUUGAGGAGCCUGCAGCCACGGAUCGCCAGACAUGUGGUAGGGGCCCCGUUCACAGAUUUUGGGUCUCUGGUUAUGGCUCUGUACGAUGUCGAGGACGGCAUCUCGAGAGGAUUAUGGACAGAUUCUUCCCUUAGUGAUAUUAAGGGGAAGAAGCCCUUCGUAGGAUCGAGGCCAACAGAUGUGAGCGUUAUCAGUUCUUCCAGUCAGAGGCCUCUCAGGCGCCAUCAGCCGAUCCCACAGUUUCCCGAGCCUCAUUCGUCCUAUGCAUCUCAUCAGUACAGGCCACGGGCACCUCGUCCAGCUUAUGAUCAGACAUAUACUCCGCAGACUUUGGCUUUGCCUUAUUAUGCCUCCCAGGGCAUUGAGAGACCCUCGGUUUCCUACACGGCUACAGGACAGCCAUGCUACGCUGCUCAGUUCACUGCGAGACCCGCAGCGCCUUAUCCCCGACCCAGAGCUCAGCAGACUUCUGCUCCCUUUGCUUUGAGGACGCAAAGGCAGUUCUCACAUAUAGGCAUGCCGUUGAGCCAGACUCUUCGGAAGCUUACAGAGGCUGGGUUAUUGACUACUCACACCCCUCGGCCGCCGCCUCAAUCGAUUCCACCUCAGUUCAGGAUGGAUCUACAUUGUGCAUACCAUCAGGGGCCUGGACAUGAGACAGAUCGAUGCACCGCUUUGAGGCAUGCCGUUCAGGAUUUGAUCGACCAGGGUUUGGUGCACUUGGGUCAGCCGAGUGUGACCACAAACCCGUUGCCUGCUCACACCACGCAUGCAAUCCCUCCACCAGCUGAUGGCAUUCAUUUCUUGGAGUUUGAUGAGAUCGAUGACCACAUCCACAUGCUGAGUGGUGAUGAUCCAGACCCGGAGCCCAUCAUGCCAGAUGUGAUUUAUGAGAUGAGUGGGGUGACUCUGGGCCCUCGGACGCCUGCUUCAUUCCGAUUAGUUCCCGAGGCGGCGUCAGUGCAGGCUGCCACCGUUGAGCCAUUGAUCUUGCCGCGCUAUAGCAUUCAGACGUCGUUCGUCUUAGUCCCAGAUGUUGAGGAGUUUCAGGCUCCACACAAUGAUGAUUCUCAGACUCUGGACAUUCAGUAUGUUUUCCGAGGAGGCAGAGUGAUGCGACAGCCACCUCCCGCGGCAGCUAGGCCAAUUGAGGGUACGUCCGCUCCCGAGGAGGUCAAAGCCGAGGACGAUGAGAUCUUGAGACAGUUGCGGAGCACUCAGGCUCGUAUUUCCAUUUGGAGCCUGUUGGCGUCCUCGAGCAUUCAUCGUGAUGCUCUGAUUCGGGCUUUGAGCCAGAUCCGAGUCGAGACUACCACCUCCCCCGAGGGAUUGAUCCAUAUGAUGACGGCCGGCAGAGCCACUUGCAUCGUCUUUUCCGAUGAUGACUUGCCACCAGAGGGUUCAGACCACACGCGUCAUCUCUAUAUAUCUGUUGGCUUUUCAGGUCGUCGAGUUCCAUCUGCCCUUCUGGACAAUGGCUCAGCCCUGAACGUAUGUCCUCUGGCCACCGCCAUCGCUCUUAGAUACGCUCCUUCUGAUUUCAGUCCCUCCACUCAGACCGUCCGAGCUUAUGACAGUACUCGGAGGGAGGUCAUGGGUACAUUGGAGAUCGAGUUGCUGAUUGGUCCAGCCACUUUUGUCGCCGUGUUUCAGGUUUUGAGGAUUCCUACAUCCUUUAACCUGCUUUUGGGCCGACCGUGGAUUCAUCGAGCUGGAGCCAUUCCUUUUUCACUUCAUCAGAAAGUGAAGUUCAUCCAUGAGGGCCAGGUAGUCGUCGUACAGUCGGCAGGGGACAUGUUCAUUUCCGCUGAGCCCGUGCUCCAGAUCAGCCACAGUGAUGAUGAUUUACUACUGACCGGGUUCACUUUUGAUGAGGUACAGACUGGGAGACUUUUGCCUGGACUUCAUCGCUAUGUCCUUUGA
This is a messenger RNA of Vitis vinifera (wine grape), 2487 nucleotides long. RefSeq lists its product as uncharacterized. Bases 1 to 2487 code for a protein of 828 amino acids. The record is from RefSeq and is a predicted model, not a curated record. The transcript has a single exon. NCBI's taxonomy places the organism in Eukaryota, Viridiplantae, Streptophyta, Magnoliopsida, Vitales, Vitaceae.